Meloidogyne enterolobii is the source of this 286-nucleotide messenger RNA. Lineage: Eukaryota; Metazoa; Nematoda; Chromadorea; Rhabditida; Meloidogynidae. The record is from the annotation of a GenBank genome assembly.
AAACAUGUUGGUUAUUAUGAAAAGCUUCCUUCCCCAUCAUUUAUUCAUGAAACUAAUGCUGAAGAACCCUCUUCUGGACGUUCACCUCAACCAAUCUCCGAAACACAACAAAAAGAGAUUGAAUUAAUUAAAGUUGUGAGGCCAAAAAUAAAAGAAGAGGAAGAAGAAGAAAAAUCCUUUGAACACCCAAGCCUUUGUCUGGGUGAUUUUAUUGAAGAAGGAAAAAAGAAAGAGAAGAGGAAGAAGAAAAAAGUAAAGAAAGGGAAAGGAAAAGGGGAGGAAGAAA